Periophthalmus magnuspinnatus is the source of this 948-nucleotide messenger RNA. Its product is annotated as olfactory receptor 6N2-like. The transcript has a single exon. NCBI's taxonomy places the organism in Eukaryota, Metazoa, Chordata, Actinopteri, Gobiiformes, Gobiidae. Gene Ontology annotation, molecular function: olfactory receptor activity; G protein-coupled receptor activity. The record is from RefSeq and is a predicted model, not a curated record. Gene Ontology annotation, cellular component: membrane. Gene Ontology annotation, biological process: G protein-coupled receptor signaling pathway. The coding region runs from base 1 to 948 and encodes 315 amino acids.
AUGAACUUUUCAGUGAGCACUCUGCAUCUGGACGGCGUGGCCCAGCUGUACGAGCACAGGUUGUGGUUGGCGUUCCUCUUCUUGCUGCUCUAUGUCUUUGUGAUGCUGAGUGACAGUCUGGUGGUGUACAUUGUCUGCUCCCAGCGCAGGCUGCACCAGCCCAUGUAUGUGUUUGUGGUGGCCGUGCUCGUCAACUCAGCUGUGGGGAGCACUUCCAUUUACCCCAAGCUACUGUGGGAUCUCGUACAAGGAUGUCGUGUGGUGCAGGUGUCCCGUUUGGCAUGUCUGUGUCAGGCGUUUCUGACAGGUUCGCUCGGCAGCUCCAGCUUCAUGCUCUUGUCGGCUAUGGCUUUUGACCGCUACCUGUCCAUCUGCCGCCCAAUGCGCUAUGCCGCUCUCAUGUCUCCUUACACUGUCACUGCCCUUCUGCUGGUCUGCUGGAUGUUGCCCGCAUGUCGUGUGGCAGGGGCUAUGUUUUUAAGCAGUCGCCUUCCAAUCUGUUACACUCAGGUCACCAGAAUCUACUGUGACACAUACACAUUUAUUAGUAUGAGUUGUGGAGGUGCAUCGACUCGAAUUAGCAACAUGUAUGGCCUAAUGAGUGCUACAAUAACCAUUUUCCUACCUGUCACCUUUGUGCUUUUCUCUUAUGGCAGAAUUCUAGUCAUUUGUCUGAAGCGCUCCAGAACGUUCAGCACUAAGGCUUUGAACACAUGUCUGCCCCAUAUACUUGUCUUCAUGAAUUUUUCUCUCACUGCCUCAACUGAAUUGUUGCACAGGCGCCUAGAGUCUCAUAGUGUUACAGUGACCACAUCUAUCCUUGUAGUGGUGAUUCCAACUGUCUUCAACCCAGUGGUCUACGGGCUCAAAGUGGCAGAGAUAUACAAACAUGUUAAAAGGCUCCUGCGCUGCCCGAGAACAGCUAAAACAGAACCAUUCUCAACAUAG